Molecule: messenger RNA, 337 nt
Organism: Paramecium sonneborni
Lineage: Eukaryota; Ciliophora; Oligohymenophorea; Peniculida; Parameciidae
Source: the annotation of a GenBank genome assembly
AUGAAAAUUUAAAUUGUCUAGCAGGAUAACUAGAAGUAAUUAAUUUAAAUUUAGGUUUGUAUUAUUUUAGUUAGACUUUUGGCAAAAAUAAAGAGAUAUUUUGAUUGGUUGAAUUAUUAUCUUAUUGAAAAUAUAUUAAUUUUCAUAGAUAGAAGAUAUCAUUUUUAUGAAAUUGAUGAUUUUGAUUAUAAAUUAAAAAUUGAUGUUUUUCGAUCAAAAGAUUGUUUAUAAUUGUAAAGAUUGAGAAUAAGAAAAGGAUUUUUCAAAUCAAGUAUUUUAAUUCAAAAUCUUAUUAGAGGAUUCUGAGUUAGACUCUGUUUAAGAAUUCUUAUUGUGA